AUGAAGAAAAGGAACAAGGUGAAAGGAUUUGAAUCCCGUCUGGCUGAGGCCGUGUUGUUGUUGAAGAAGAACCGCUUAUUAUUAUUCUCUGUAGGUGUAGCUAUAAUAUUAUAAAGCAGUUUUAGGGUCCGCUAUUUUCUGGUCGCUCGAGUUUGGCUAAAGCAAUUGCCAAAUGUUCUGAGCCUUCAUUAAAUCCUGUUUUUGUUUCCUUUGAUGACCAAAUAGAUUCGAAAGUAAGUCUACUUUAUUUAAUUGAAGAUAUUAAAUUUUAGACUCUGUUCGGCUCCUACCAAUCGUCAGGAAUUCCCGGCGAUUUUUCCUGGGAAGCAUCAAGCUUUAUGGAUGCUUUGGCUUCAGAAUCAACCCUUAUAGUUAUAAAAUCAUGGGAGACGGCUAAUGCGGAUACUCAAAAUGCAGUGAUUCAGUUGGCGACCGAUGGAGUCGUCAUCUUACCGGGAAACAGACGUGUUGAAAUAAAUCCGACGUCGAGAAUGAUUGGCAUCACUUCGGACUACGGUGUGAACCGAAACAUCCCAUUUCCGUUAACUCUGAACUUUCAUCCUUUGAGUAAGAGCGAGAUGCUCUCCCGGUUGUCCUCAUGCCGGGUAUCUGGGGUGAAACUGGAUGAACUGUAUGAGCUGUUUAUUAAAAUUAGGCGUCACAUAGAGACACUGCCACAUUCAGAGAGGAGAUUAAUGACGCGGUAUGUUAUAUUGGUGAAUCCACAAUAUUUUUAGGGAUUUUUUUGUUUUGUGCAACCGACUAGAUGGUGAAUCGGCUUCUGUAACCGAUAUUUUUUUGGACUUAGUCGAUGUCUUUGUCAGUCAUUUGUCGAAGCGGUCUUAUCAAGAAGCACCGUUGCAAGAAAUCGCAUCAUUCUUGUCGAUUGCGAGUAACAGCGUGGAAUUCAUUGAAAAAGAACGUGAUGUUACAAUAUCAGUUACAAAGGACUUGCUCACCGUGGGAAGGAAGAGUCUUAAAGUUGAGAGACGAUGUUUGACGUAAACAUAUCUCAAGAUAACCCUAGUUGUUUUAGAGCUUCUUCUCUUCUUCCCUUUGCGCCUACUCGCUCAUAUCGUGUUCUGAUGGAGAAGAUUGCUGCAUGUGUUGCCAAUAAAGAAAGUGUUUUACUGAAUGGGGAGACGGGUAUCGGAAAAACAAGACUAGUUCAGGAGCUCGCUCAUCGCCUAAAUAUUCCGUUGGAUACUAUUAAUUUGAGUCUGGAUUCUGAAGCUGCGGAUAUUGUUGGGGGAUUCAAGCCGGUCAACAUAGGGGUUCUGGUGAAGCAACUUCUUGGAUCCCUUUUCUUAUUUUUUGGUGGAAACCCUAAACUGAAGGAAAUGUUAAUGGUUUGUAAACUAAUGAAUUUUGCGACGCUUGAUUUUAGCACUUACUGGUAACCAAGAAGUACUGCACACUUCUGAACUCCGUGUCAAGGAUUGUUCAAAUUUCCAUGCAAAAUUCAACAGGCGACAGCUUUGUCAUCCUGUCUAGACUGCUAACCAAGGUGGAACAACUUCUUAACUUUGCUUCAAAUGGAACUUGCAACACACCAUUCACAUUUGUUGUCGGAAUUCUUAUCAAGGCUAUGAACGAAGGACACUGGCUAUUACUGGAUGAAAUUAAUAUGGGGACUUCAGAAUGUUUGAAUGGCUUGUCAUCAAUUAUUUCGGAACAACUUCCAUCGGCUCAUCCCAACUUUAGAUUGUUUGCUUGUAUGAAUCCAGCCACAGAUUCAGGGAAAAAGAUGUUAUCACAAAAUGUCAGAGCACUGUUCACUGAAUUCUUCGUUCAUCCUCCCAGAGAUUUUUCUGAGAUCAGUGAGAUUAUUAGGCAGUAUAUCGUAACCAGUAAGACGUCUGACUUGGCCAAUUUCUACUUGAAUAUGAGUUCAUCUAAUCCCCGGCGGUUCAGGUAAGUGGGCGGGCGAAAGAUACCAUGGAUAUACUUUUUGGAUACACUCUUUUCUUUUAGCUUACGGAACCUUUGCCGAUCACUUCUUCUUAUCAAGGACGAUGUAUUCAGAAAUGUGGAAAAGAGUACAAGAAUGGCUUUGACGUUGGGAUUUAAUGAUGGGAAUGCAACAAACCUAAGUUUAAUUCAAGUGCCGUUUAAACCCCUGUCUGACGAAUUGCGGAACAAAUUCAUGUAAGGCUUGUUUUUUAAAUUUAUUUAUUUGUUUUAGCCUGGUUGAGGGUGUCUUUUUUCCAAGAGGGCCUAAUAAUAUUCAAGAAGAUCCCGAUUACAUUCGAACUGCCUCAGUUCAAACGAAUGUCCAAGCUAUUGCCGCGGCUGCUGCAUCGGGCCGUUUCCCGGUAUUACUUGAAGGAGAAACAUCAACAGGGAAAACCACAGUUAUCACACAUUUAGCUAAAGUGGCAGGAUAUACCGUUUACAGGAUCAAUAAUCAUGAACAGACCGACAUCCAAGAAUACGUUGGAAGUUAUGUACCCAAUAAGGAUAACAAACUGGAGUUUCAAGAAGGAGUGUUGUUGAAAGCUGUUCGGAAUGGUGAUUGGGUAAUUCUGGAUGAGUUAAAUUUGGCCCCCACUGAAGUGCUGGAAGCGCUGAAUAGGGUAAGGGUGUUGUUGUGAUAGAUGUUAUUUGUUUUUUUUUGCAGUUAUUGGACGACAAUCGAGAAUUGGUGGUCCCCGAAAGGGACAUUUGUGUCAAAGCUCAUCCAAAUUUCCGGUUAUUUGCGACGCAGAAUCCAGCAGGUUUAUAUGGGGGUAGGAAGAAGUUGUCCCGUGCAUUUCUAAAUCGGUUCGUUGUGAUCAAGUUCGAUCAACCUCCAAAAGAAGAACUUGUUAAAAUCGUCAGCAUACGCUGUGAAGUUUCUGAGUCAGCCGCCAAGCUGAUGAUCCAGGUGAUGUUGGAGAUGAAGGUUAGGAGAUCCAACACUCGGCUUUUUAAUAGCACUGGCCUAAUGACCCUGCGGUGAGUUGUAUUUCCGUUCUGUUAUUCGUUUAGGGACUUAUUUCGAUGGGGAAAUAGAGUUCGCCUUUCGGAAGACGGAACGGAUUGGAGGCAGGAGUUGUGCAAUCAAGGGUUCUUCUUGUUGGCGUCGAAAAACAGAACGGAGGAGGAUUCAUUCAGAGUGAAGAGUAUUCUGGAGGGAGUUUUGAAACGAACCAUUGAUGUGGAUAAGUUGUAUUCGGUCGAGUCUCCUUAUUUUCCCCAGAAUUUACGGGAGAAUUGCUCUCUUAGAGAUGGAUUUAUGGUUCUGAAUGGUUCCAUGGUCCUCACUUCGUCCCUGAUCAGAAUGAUUGUUCUGUUCAACGAAGCGGCCAAAGUCAACGAACCGAUUCUUCUUGUGGGAGAAACUGGGUGCGGAAAAACUGCGGUGACAUAUCUAAUGAGUUCUGUGAGUGAUUCAAUAUUAUUUUAUGCAUUUUUGUUGUCUAAUAAAAUGUUAAUUUUAAAUCUUUUUUCAGGGGUCAUUGGAGUUUAUUAAUUGUCAUGAAAGAACCGAUGUUUCCGAUCUUCUUGGAAGCAUUCGGCCGGCUUCAGAUGGACUAUUCCAUUGGCAAGAUGGUGUUGUCAUAAGGGCCAUGAAGAAUGGAAGCGUUCUUUUGAUCGACGAGAUUUCCUUGGCGAAUGAUUCUGUUCUUGAAAGAUUGAAUUCGAUGCUUGAGCCAUCCAGGAUGAUUCUGCUGGCGGAUUCUGGAGCUUCUUCAGAACUUGUAACCGCGGUUGAUGGAUUUAAAUGUGUUGCAACGAUGAAUCCCGGAGGAGAUUACGGGAAAAAGGAGGUGGGUUGCAGUUUCAUUGUUGCUUUAAUUGAAACAAAUUUUUUCUAACAAGGGAAUGGUCUGAACUUCUCCCAGCGUUUGGGAAAAUGGCUAGUACAGGGUGGGCCACUCGAAACUAACAAGUUGUUUCUUUGAAUUUCUCCGCGGAGACUCCGCCGAUUUUCCUAACAAGGAAAGUACUUCUAUGAGGUAUGGAGUUACAGGUCGAGUCAUAUAUCAAAAAAUUUGCAAAAUUUUUCUGAUUCAGAAUAUGUAAAAAUUAGCUGCCUAAUUUUGGUUUGUAUGGGUGAAAAAAUCCUCUGAACUUUUCUCGCAACAACACGCAAAUGCCUUUUUGACCAAGUUUUUACCAAAUCAAAUGCUUGUUUUUGAGCUAAGGCAAACUCUGGUAUCUUGACAAGCCUUAAAAUAUCAAAUUUAAUUUGUACUACACCUUAAUUAGUAGUUGCAAUGUAAAAAAGGCGCAUUUCCAUGGUAUUGCGAGAAAAGUUCAGAGGAUUUUUUCACCCUUACAAACCAAAAUUAGGCAGCUAUUUUUUACAUAUUCUGAAUCAGAAAAAUUUUGCGAUUUUUUUGAUAUAUUCUCGACCUGUAACUCCAUACUACAUAGAAGUACUUUCCUCGUAAAACUUUUAUUUUUCUGGAGCUGAGACCGGCCAUUUUUAACUGAUUGAAUUUCAAAAAAUAUUUUUGAAUUGACCUUUCUAUGUCUUCCAAAAGUUUUGAAAAAUAAUUUUCGGAGCGAAACCGCUAAACUUGAAAAUUUUUUGAAUGAUUUUCAAUUGGCUUUCUCGGACUUGAAAGCCACAAGAGGAUUGCUUGUAUUACCAUUAGGGCACAAAUUUUCAAAAAAAAAUACUGAAAAAUUCGACGAUAACGGCUUGGUUCGAUUCCGGGGCAGCGCGAAGGACCGUAAUAAGACUUUGAUAUGGUCGAUUUUUCUCUUCGGCUGGGUUUAUUCCGCAGCUGGAAAAUGACUCUUUCUACCAAUGUUGGCCUACUCUAUCCACCCGUUAUAGUCAUUUUCCCAAACGCUGGGAGAAGUUCAGACCAUUCCCUUGUAAUGAGCGUCUUAGCUACACGAAAAUUUAAACCGCUUCAAAAUGUACGAAAUUUUUAAAUCGGUGCCUUUUCCCACAAAAGAGCGAAGAAAUAAGUGGAAUACUUUUCGCCAUUUAAGGAAAUUUUUGGCCAAAGGGCCAUACUUGCGGUGGUGUUGGGCUGAUAUACUGCUGGAAUGGGAUCUUCAGGAUUUUUAGAACAUGUAUGAUAAUUUCUCUUCUUUUUUUUAAAAACAUUUUUAAUUUGCGGACAUUGAAAAAGGACAUUGGAAAUGGCUUUUGAUUUGUGGCCUAUAAAAUCAAUUCAGUUUAAAAUUUUGUAAAGCUCGUUGUACCAUAUUUAUGGUACAAGUUACGGUGUAACAAGAUAUGAUGAGUAUUCAAAUUCAAAAAAAAAAAAAAAUGCUAAUGGAAGUUUGUUGUUGUGGUUACGGAGCACCGAUUUGAAGGUAUCGUAGAAUUUGAAGCGGUUUGAAUGGCGUCGCGACACUUGCGGGCAACCACUUUGCGGGCAAAAUUUGGGGGGUCACAUUUGCGGGCAACCGGCACCUGAGGGUAACAGGGUGGAGAUGGAAAUAUUACUGCGAUAUUUUGGAAAUUUGCCGACAUUUGCGGGCAGCCGACACUUGCGAGCAGCCGACAUUUGCGGGCAACAGAAAAAAACAAUCACACAGAUUGUAUUGGAACUGUUGCCCGCAAAUGUCGGCCUCCCGCAAGUAUUUCCUGCCCGCAAAUGUCGGAAAACUUCCAAAAUAUCGCAGUAGUUUUUCCACCUUCACCUUGUUAUCCUCAAGUGCCGGUUGCCUGCAAAUGUCGGCUGCCAGCAAAUGUCGGCAAAUUUCCAAAAUAUCAUAGUAAUUUUUCCACCUCCACCCUGUUACCCUCACAAUCAGGUGUCGGUUGCCCGCAAAUGUCGGCUGCCCGCAAAUGUCCCAGACUGCCCGCAAAGUGGUUGCCCGCAAGUGUGCGCCCGCCGUUUGAAUUUUUGUGUAGCCAGCAGCAGCGCUCGAUUCUUAGAGAAAACAUGUUGAAUUUUUUUAGCUUUCGAAAGCCUUGCGCAAUCGUUUUACUGAAAUCUGGUGCUCUUUUGACGCUGACGAAAAGGAUGUUCUGGCAAUAAUUAAAGCUAGGUUCGACCAAUCUGGCUCACUUCCAGAAGAAGUCGCCAAACUUUGUGGAAAGUUUUUAUCGAAAUAUCUUGUGGAAUUUUACAGUAAAUUUGGAAAAUAUCUCAGGUAGGUUUGUCGUGUCAUGGAUGACAGUUUUAGGCAUAAAUUAUGUGUCCGGGACGUAGUGGUAGUUGCUGAAAUGCUCUCAAAUUUUGUAAAAACUGCAGCGAUAGAGCCUGCUGAAGCGUUGUAUCAUACAAUAUCAAGUCACGUUUUGGAUUCAUUGCCUAUUAUUUGUAAUGGAUAUCACAUUCGGAUGGUCGACGAAUUGACUCACUUAGGGAAAGAACUCUUUUUAUCAAUUUAUGAGGGCAUGACAGCCACUCGGCUUGAAAUCUCAACUUUGGAAACGAUGAGCAUCUUGGAAGAUUCGGGGAAUUUCAAAGUUGGACCUUUCUCCGUUCCCAAAGGGCCUUUUCCACCGAGUUCUUUGAAUGAGUUCAAUAUCAACGCUAAGUCGACGGCAUUGAACGCCUUACGUGUAGCCAGAGGCUUCGCCGCCGGUAAGCCCAUUAUGUUGGAAGGGAUGCCGGGAAGUGGAAAGUCUAGUUUGAUUGGAGCCUUGGCACAAGUCAGUGGAAACCACCUCAUAAGAUUGAAUCUGUCAGAUCAAACAGUAAGUAAAUAUUUAUUUCACUUGCACCGAUUAGAGAGAGUUCUUUUCAUUAAUUUUGUGACGCCCUUGCAGGAAGUGACAGAUCUUUUCGGCUCCGACGUCCCAAUCACACUGCCAGAUGGAACGGUGUCAUUCACCUGGAAGGAUGGUCCAAUAUUAAAAGCGUUAAAAGAAGGAAGCUGGGUUCUGCUGGAUGAAAUGAAUCUCGCACCUCAGGCCAUUUUGGAAGCCUUGAAUUCCUGUUUUGAUUUCCGAAAGACCUUAUACAUCUCGGAACUCGGCCGUUCAUUUGUUGUCGAUUCCGAAAAGCCGGCUCUAUUUUUUGCUUGUCAGAAUCCUGAACGAAUGGGAGGGAAUCGGCAUUCACUUCCAAAGUCAUUCCUGAACAGAUUUGUUACCAUCUUCACCAAGGAUAUGGAUGACGAAGAUUUUAAGUCCAUCGUUAAUUUUGUUGUUAAAAAAGCCGGCUUAAAACAGGAUGCUGAGGUUUUCAUUAGGAUCCACAGUUUUUGCAACGAAAGGAUUAGUGUACGGAAAGGAAGCGGAGUGCCUGGAGCACCUCUGGAAUACAAUUUGCGAGAUCUAAUGAGGUUUAUUGAUUGUUCCAAAAAGGUGGGCGGUUGUGAUCAUAUUUGUUAAUUUUCAGUGUGAUAUUUUGAGUUCUUUGGACUUGGUCUAUUUGGCCAGAUUGUGGAACGUGCGUGAUAGAAUCAAUGUGAGUUACAAAGGAUGUUAUUGAACGUUUAUUUUUCUGUUUUAGUAUCGCAAUGAAAUUUCCCAGAGUGUGUUGAAUCUGAAGACCACGCCUUGUCCCGUUGUGUUAGCUUUGAAGGAUGAGAAUUUAAAGAUAUUGGAAUGGGAUUUUAAGGCAGAUUUCUCCACGGACUUUAAGCCUUUGUCUUGCCAAUUGAAGAUACUACAGAACCUGGUCAUUUGUGUGGAAGGUGGUUUAUUGGCACUGUUGGUUGGCCCGGCGUCUUGUGGGAAAGAGAAAUUGGUCACGUUUACAUCACAACUUUUCCGGACUCGCCUUAACGUGAUUAAAUUAAACAGUGAAACGGACGCUCAAGAUCUUUUGGGAUCUUAUGAACAUGUAAGUUGCUCUGUAAAAACGUAAACAAUUUUCAAGAUCGUCGAUGCGGACGCCGUGAAGGAAUGUGUGGAACGUGUAGUUCAUUUGUCGAAUACAAAGAAGCUGCCGGAUCAUGUUAAUUAUUUGAUUGAAGCUUUGAAAACAGUGAAAAGCAACUCCGAAAGUAGAACUCUGAUUAAUUUGUUAGUAAAGGAAACGGAGGGAUCGGGUAAGAAAUACACGACACAACUAAUGCCAAACCCAUUUUUUAUAGAUAUCGGCCAAACGCUGUUGCAGAUUUCUCAUGAGAUCUCCCGUGCUACGCUUUCUUUUGAUUGGAUUGACAGUGAUUUUGUUAGGGCUUACAGUGAAGGGCACUGGGUGUUGAUAAAGGAUGUAAAUUGUUGCAGGUAGGCCCUUGAAUGGGUAUUCAUGAGGUUGUUUAGUGCCGCUGUUCUUGAUCGGUUAAACAAUUGUCUGGAAAGGGAUGGGGAACUGGUAUUGUCGGAAAAGGUGGAUGGAGAAUUCAGGGUAUUGAAACGACAUCCAAACUUCAGGUAUGGCCGGCUAUAAUAAAAACACGGACGGCUGCUUUCAGAGUAUUCUUGACUAUGAGGCCUGAAAACGGAAACAUUUCAAGUGCGAUGAGGAACAGAACGGCCGAGAUUCGUUUCGAUCGACAGGAAUGUUGGGUGUCUUCAUGGGUCGAUACACUUCGAUUAUUGCCUACGAACAUGGGGCAUUUGGUGACCCAAUUGCAGUCUUUAGAAGGAGGAAUAUCUGGACUACACUCGGACAUGGCUGGGUUUAUGAAGACAAUGAAUCUUCCGUUGUCUUCCAGGCUUUCUAUGUUCGGAUUGACUUCAGAAGAUGAUGACUGUCCAAAUUCUCUUAUUACAGAUGCCGUGUCUUCGUUCUACCAUGUUUCUUGGUUUCUGGAGACGUUUGCAUUUGAUCGUAACAUGAUUUGUUUGAUAUCAAGGAUUGUAGGAGGUCUGAGCCUAACCUAUUCCCACGUUUUAUUGUCAUCAGACCCCCAACAAAUUUUUCCUGCGGACUUUUGGGAGGAGUCUUUUUUGAUGGAUCCAAUCUCUGACUUGACGGUAUUUGGUGCCAUGGACGCAUCCAUCGACACUGGUAGAAAACAGUGAGCUUUUGUUUGUGAAUAAAAUAUUUAAUUCAGGUACGUCAUUUCUCAUCUUGUUUCUUUCAUUCUGUCGGAAAACCUGAAGCCGAAUCAUCCGUCAUCUUUGGUUUUGACUUCUGUCGAUCUUGAGCCAAAAACCAUUCCCAGUGUCCUCAUUGAGGUCUAUCGCCCUUUUUUGGAUUAUCUGCAAACUCACACAGAGACUUUGAAUGUGAAGGUAGCGUCGUAUUGGGGAUAAAUUUAUUUGUGUUUUAGUUUUUGUUUUUUGGAUAUGUUUUUAUCAAAUUUAUAAAAUCGGAAUGGAAUCGGGAUAUCGGCGAUGUGAUUGGACUGGAAAUUAUCCAAAUAUUACACCAAUUUAAUCAUUCGGAGAAAGUGUAAGUUUUCUUGAGUAGUAUUUUCUCUGUAUGUGCGGUGUAUGUAAUAUUGUUUUAGCGAGUCGGCGUUUCUGAAGUCGCUGAAUGAUGUUCUGGUCAUGGUUAAGGUUGAUGUUGACAAGCCACCAUGCAAUUCUUUGCCGGACGUAAUGCCAUUUACCACGUCUGCGCAAGUUAAUGCGGCCAAGGCCAGGUUAGACUCAGUUAUGGUCAGAUUGGAUGUACCGGAUAAGAUAAUGGACGUCUUGAAGUUCCAAAUGAAAAUACUUAUCGAAUCAUUGAAAUCUGUCCUAAUAUUGAAUGCAAGUGUAUAAUUUAUAACUAAUGUAAGGCAAUUUAGUUUGAACAUGGGUUCCUGGAUACAUACACUCGGAUGUUGUCCUAUUUCCCAAUCCAAGACAGGCAACUGUUGUUAAAAAUGCAACUGAUCGCACUUCUACGAACCAGAGUGAAUUUGGGUGGGACCAACUUCUUUAUUUCGGACGUUAUUCAGUCGGAUGCACUGAAUCCGCUAAUCAACUUGUUUUGGAAGCGUCUUGGAUUCAGAACUAAUGUUAAUGAACUGAAAGUGCUUGAAUUGGUAAACUUCGACGGCCUUCUUAAGGAGUUGAUUGACGAUGUCUCAAUUUUUACGUGUUUGAUUUAUCAGGUUAAGGCGAAAGUGACGUAAGUGAUAUAGGUAAACGGCGUUGAGAUUUUAUUUGCUUUAGUGAUUUCGUCAACGAAUUUUACCCGGAAGAAGACACUCCAUCUGAAUUGGAGCGGGUGAAGAAGAUGAUGCCAGUGGACUUGAUCGACCCAGUUCUGAAGCAAUAUGCUUCUAAAGAAAUUAACAAUCAACUCAAACAGGUGCUCGAUACUUUGAGUCAAAUACUCAGAACCUACGGAAGAAAUGUGUUUGGAUCAACAGAGGACUUUGAAAUGUGCUUUACCAGCCUCUCAGAAAGGAGCAGUAGAUUGAGUUGUGAUCUUCACUGUUUAGCUCAGGAGAAUAAGAAGGCUCUCGUCGAGUUGGAGAAGUUGGGAGAACGGGUUAGGCCUCCAAACACUAAAGUAAUUAUGUUUGUAAUACGGAGUGGGGCAUCUUUGUGGCCCGAUUUGAAUUGGUUAUAACCUUUUAAAUUUUUGGCCGAGUCUUAAAAUUCUUUUUUUUUCCUGAAUCCUCAGACGUCCCCAUUUUGUUUAAUACCAAAUUUGUAACAUAUACGUAGGCUUAGUUCAUAGUUGUUGGUCUUAGCGUUGCACUUGGGGUCCUUCCCUUGUCAAUUACGGAAAUCAGAGCUUUUUGUUUGUAGUUAAUGUUUGAUCUACGAAGGGAGACUGAAUAUGAACUGACUGAAUAUGAAGGACCGAAUAUGAAGGACUGAAUAUGAACUGACUGAAUAUGAACCGGGGUGCUGACUGAAUAUGAAGGACCGAAUAUGAACUGACUGAAUAUGAAAACCGGGUUUCUGUUACUGUUACUACCUAGGUUCCGAUUAAGGACUCUUUUUAAAAUUUUUUCGACUUAUGACACCUUUAGACGUUAAUGGUAUUGUUUUGGUGCCUAGUACUGCUUAAAAAAACUUUUUUAACACUUGGUGCUAAGUAGUACUACCUGGUACUAUUUAGUACGGGGUGAAAAUUUGGCUGGUAAUGGCGUUGGUUUGGUGCUUAGUACAGCCCAAAAACACAUUUUUAGCACUUGGUACUAUAUAGUACCAAUUGGUACUAUUUAGUACGAGGUGAAAAUUUGGGCGUAAGGCGGUAAUGGUGUUGGUUUGGUGCUUAGUACAGCCCAAAAACACAUUUAUAGCACUUGGUACUAUAUAGUCCUUGAAAUAGACCAAAUUUGCCAAAUUUCAUAUUCAGUCAGCACCACAGUUCAUAUUCAGUCAGUUCGUAUUCAGUCAGUUCAUAUUCAGUCCUUUUCAUAUUCAGUCCUUCAUAUUUAGUCCUUCAUAUUCAGUCAGUUCAUAUUCAGUCAGGCACCCUUUGAUCUACGCUGAUAAAUGGGUAUGGCUUAUUUGAUAUUAAACAAAAUGGGGACGUCUGAGGAUUCAGGGAAAAGAAGAAUUUUAAGAUUUGGCCAAAAACUAAAAAAGUUAUAGCCAAUUUAAAUCAGGCCACAAAGAUGCCCCACCCUGUAGUUUGUACAGUGAGGGACCUGAUCCAACGGCAAAAAACGUCUAGUUUUGCAUCCCGGAAGGGACCAAAAUGACUCCAAACCCUUCCCUUCUCUAAGCUAAAAAAAUCCGCUUUGAAAAGCGCGCCCUUUCCUUCAAGGCGGGUUCUUCAAAUCAGGGUUUUUUAGCUUAGAGAAGGGAAGGGUUUGGAGACAUUUUGGUCCCUUGCGGGAUGCAAAAUGAGUCGUUUUUUGCCAUUGGAUCCCGUCCCUCACUGUAGUGACUGUUUCGUUUCAGUUUUUCCAGUUAUGCCGGUUAAUUGAGAUGUUUAUGGGCCAAAUGGAGAAGUUCUUCGAAUUAGGUGAAGACAAGAUUAAACUUGCUGUUUUCCACAAUGCAGUGAACAGACACGUUGAUCAGCUGACAUCUUCAUUCUGGGAAUAUCCAGAUAUCAUUACCCCAUACGUCUCCGCAAUCUUCGAACUUGAACUUUCUCUUCUUCUGAAGUAUUCCAGCGUUGAUGAUUCAACAAUGACCAGCCUAUUGGAUGGAUUUGAUUGGAUCGAAUCGACGAAUGUGAAUGCUCGAAUCGAGUGGUUGUCCCGGGAAAUAAGUUCUUUCCCCUUAAGACUUCAAACACAAAUGAUCCGAGAAGCACUCUUCAUCGAGAGAAUACGACCUGGAUCGACGAUAUUUAUGGCAUUGGAUUGGUUAAAAGUUCAAUGGCAAAGAUGGUAUCAAAGUGUUCAGAAGAAAAAGGCUGCUCUGUUUGAAUAUAAGACUACUCAAAUGAAGAAACGAGAAACGGAGGGCAAGCUUGGGGAAGAUGGCACUCAAUAUGUCGACGAGGAAAUGAUAGAGGUAUUGCAAAGUUGAGUUAAUUUUUUUUUUAGAUUGAACAAAUGUUGCCAGAUUUUUCUGCGAAGGCAGAAGUAAAGUUUACUGAACAGAUGAAUGAAUUGAAUGUUUUGUCCGAGGAUGAAAUGCUUGGUCUUAUUAAAUCCGUUUUGCAAUUGGAAUACCCUUUGGAUGAGAUUAAUCUGUAUGGCCCCAUGCUAAACAAGUCCGACCGUUCAUUAAUCACAUUGAAGUCUGCCAAUCUUGGUAAUUGUUUUUUAAGUGGUUAUAUUCCUGUUUAGAUGUUCAUUUGGCAGCCUUAUUACAACUCAAAAGUAAUGUUGCGGAGAAAAGAACGGACAUUCUGAAUGUUUACAAAUACAACAGCCCUCCUUUGCUGAUUGACUGUGUCACCAAGCUGCAAAAAUUGAUAGAUAGGGUGAAUACACUGAUUAAAUCAUUCCCCGAAAGCAACAUUUUGAAGAACAUUAUUGUUGCUGUGAAUUCUUUCUUCGACACUUCCUCAUGUCAUCCACAGAUGAUGUACACGUCGUUGCUGGAAGCCGUUUUAGGUGAGCUAAUUAUGUUAUGGUUUAUCAUGUAUGCUUUUUAAAGAAAAGGCCGAGUUUUGGGAGGCAAAUACAUGCCGAGAAUACUCGCUCUCCGAUCUGUUGCUGCCACUGAAGGAAGUUAUCCUGGAUUGGAGGAAGAUGGAGGUCGUAUGUUGGAGUGACAUUAUCCGUCAAGCUCAGACAACAUCUCACAACAAUGCAGUUUUAUCAUCUUGGCCAAUGUUUGAAGCGUUUACGAACUUCGAGGACGUCUCAGAGGAUUACGAAAAGAAACUGUUGGUGAUGCUGAUUCAAUGGUUAAACGACUCUUCUCUCAAUGAUUUUAUAGCCCGAAUUGAAACGGGCGAGAUGGCAGUGGCCUGGAUGGAGAGGGCGGGGAAGAGAAACAAUAUUCUGUCAAAACUUCGAAGUAUAAUCUAUUAUCACAGACAGUUUGUUGAUGCAACAAAAGAAAGGGCCCGACCAGCAUUGGAUGAAGCUGAAGAGAAACUUCAGAACUUGGUUAAGGUCGCAAAAUACACCGACCUGAAUUUGUGGAGCGUUAAGGACAGUUCCCAACGAGUUCACAACCAGAUCUGUCGUUUGAUCCAUGCAUAUAAGGUAGGAGAUUGUCUUUCCCAAAAAACUUUCAGGUCGAAUUGAACAAACCCGCAAAUUCAAUCUUCUUGGAUUCAAUAUUGCCCAUUCCAAAGAGUCUGAGUACUUGGAUAUCAAAUAUGGAGUGGGACUUAUUGAAAGGACGUAGCUCUGGCCCAUUUACUGAUUUUAUCGAGAACCUUCAACGCAUAUUAUCGCGAUCUUAUGCGUGCGAAGAAGGGCACCAGUUGAUCGAUACAGCGAAGGCCUUGUUUGAACAAAUCCAGCAUGAUGUGGACUACUCCGUUGCUAAAAAUACUUGUAACUCCGACGACAAAGAAGAGAUUGAAAAAGUUAAACAGAAAAUGUUCUCCAAAGAAAUGCUGAAACGUCGUCGAACAUUUGCGGAUUUGAGAAAAAAGACGAUUAACUUCGGGUUCAAUUAUCGGAAAGGACUGACAAUUGAAACUGAUCGUCUGACCGAGGUAACAAUGACCUCAUUUGAUCAAACCUCGGAUGAGACUGUGAGUUUUCAAGAUAUUUGGUUAGGAACUGUUUUUUGUUGUUAGCAAAAAGCUCGCUGUCCGCAGACGAGGAUCUUUUUGUAAACUUUCGGAUAUCACUUUGAAACGACUAGUUUCUAUACAUCCUUUUUCUAGUGUAAUAGAAGAGUGCUUGCCAUGUAAGAGUGGUGCUUUAUAUUGGUUGAGCCUGAACUCUACCCCUUUUCUGAACUUCCAUCGUAUAAGACGUCACACCUUAUUUUUCUCAAUUUGAAAAAAAAUUCCAUCGUAUAACGUGUCACACCUCGUUUUUUCAAUUUGAAAAAAAAAUCAUCGUAUAAGAUGUCACACCUUAUUCGUUUCAAUUUUCAAAAUGAGGGGUAGUGUUCAAAAAGGGGGAGGGUUCAUUCAAGGGGUAGAGUUGAAAAAGGGGUAGAGUUCUGCCGCAACGCUUUAUAUUAUUCCAAAAUUGCUUCAUUUUUAGCGUACAUGAAAAUUUUCGUUUUUCUAACCUAGGUAAAAAAAUAUUUUUUUUGGCAUAGCUGGGUUUUUUUCAUGUAUCAGUCUGUCGGGAAAAUAACUGCGGAUCGUCGCGCCUCGGAAUCGCCCAUCAUCGCUUUGCGACGGCGGCCACAGCUGGAGAUUUGGUGCGCGAUUGCGGUGAGGCGAGUCGUUUUGAUGCGACGACCCGCCGUUAUUUUCCCGACAGACUUAUCUGCAAAAAGAAAAAAAUUUCGCCCACAUGAAAUUUUUUCAUGUAGACAGACGACAUUUUGAAGUACGCCACAAAAUUUCGUGUAGGCUAAAACUGAAGUAAGUUUGAAACUUUUUGGAAUAAUAUAAAGCACCACUCUUAUAUACCAAUUGGGUUCAAUCUUGGAUAGCUUUCUCCAACUUACUUUGAAAUUUGUUCUCUGAAGAAAACUAAAUCUAAAUUUUCUAAAAAUCUGCCAGUCAAAUUUUGAAAAGUUUGACUGAUAUUUCAAAGUUUUACGUACGUAUCCUAAAAUGGAGAGGAUCCAACGAAAAAACAAGUCGAUUUUGGCGAAAAACGGUUUUUGAUAAUUUUUCCAUUUUUGUGUGUAGACAAUUUGUGUAUUUCAGCUGCAACAGCAAAAAGUUUCUUCGUAGACACACAGCAUUCCGAGGUUUUUUGCCGCCACCGAUCGGUGCCGAUUUUCGCUCAAAAUGACAACAGGGCUGCGCGCCUCGGCUGAUAACUAGCUAGCCCAAAAACGAAAAAGAGUAAAAAUUGAUUUCCAGAUAGAGGGAAAAAAGACCUAUCCAAUGAUAUAAAUAGGUCCUAUUGACCUUCUCCCCACAACGACCUUUUUCGCCUACAAAAUUACAAAAUUUUUUUGUUUAUUCAUGGAUAAAUGCACUUUAUGAGGGCAUAAUUAAAAAAAAAUGGUACCACUCGAUAGCAAAUAGCCUCUUCUAUGACAUAUCCAAAAAAAAGGGAAAUUCUGGCCCUUAGGGCACUACAAAAUCCAAAAAAUAGCGUAUUUUACGUGUUUUUCCACAUUUUUCGGGAUUUUUUGCACCGGAUGCACAAAAAUGAAAAAUCGGCUGUUACAGCGUUGUAGUGCACACUCGAUUACAUAUAUCUGCCAAAUUUCACAUUUUCAUCUUUACUCCACUUUGUGUUCUGAGCCGGUUUAGGUGUUAAGGCAACAUCGCUGCAUAGGGCAAUGCCGGAUGCCGAUUUAAAAAAAAUUUUUUUCAUUUUUGAGACAUAUUACGCUCAUAUCAAUAUUAGAUACUGAUUUUUGCUCCAGAUGACAAAAUGUCCUUUCAUAAAUUCACGUAAUGACACCAACGUGUUUGAGUUCAACAUGACGGAAAUAAGGGAAUUUUUGUUUCAGGACUAGUAUUUAGGUGACAGGAGACCUGCCAGAACAUGCUCCGACGUUUAUUUGGCUAGAAAAGCUAUGGAAUCCGGAUGCAGCGACGUCCCGUAACACGUUGCACAUAUGCGAUUUUACAUAAAUUUACGUUAUAUACAUGACGUUCAAAGUCAAUACGACUGAGAAGACAGAAAAAUUUUUUAAAAUCGGCAUCCGGCAUUGCCCUAUGCAGCGAUGUUGCCUUAACACCUAAACCGGCUCAGAACACAAAGUGGAGUAAAGAUGAAAAUGUGAAAUUUGGCAGAUAUAUGUAAUCGAGUGUGCACUACAACGCUAUAACAGCCGAUUUUUCAUUUUUGUGCAUCCGGUGCAAAAAAUCCCGAAAAAUGUGCAAAAACACGUAAAAUACGCUAUUUUUUGGAUUUUGUAGUGCCCUAAGGGCCAGAAUUUCCCUUAUUUUUGGAUAUGUCAUAGAAGAGGCUAUUUGCUAUCGAGUGGUACCAUUUUUUUUAAAUUAUGCCCUCAUAAAGUGCAUUUAUCCAUGAAUAAACAAAAAAAUUUUGUAAUUUUGUAGGCGAAAAAGAUCGUUGUGGGGAGAAGGUCAAUAGGACCUAUUUAUAUCAUUGGAUAGGUCUUUUUUCCCUCUAUCUGGAAAUCAAUUUUUACUCUUUUUCGUUUUUGGGCUAGCUAGUUAUCAGCCGAGGCGCGCAGCCCUGUUGUCAUUUUGAGCGAAAAUCGGCACCGAUCGGUGGCGGCAAAAAACCUCGGAAUGCUGUGAGACAGUGAAAAGCGCGUCCAUUUAGUUAUCCCUUUUUAGCUGAACGCCUCGUUUUUGCUGUGCUCAUCUGCUCGAAAUGUAAUAGUGAAACUGUUGGCCGAGUUUAAUCAUCAUCAACAUCAUCAUGUUGCUUCUCAACUUCCUGUGGAGAACUUUAACUUUGUCAAGGGAGUUGUUGAAUUCGGAGAGGAAGGGUUGUUGUCUUUGAAUCGCUCUGUCUGUGAUAUCGAGAAACUUCAAAAGGAACUAACGUUAACUAUACAUUCUCUGGAAAGUUUGGAAAUGGUAUGCAUCUUUUCUAAUUUGUUGAAAAUGUGUUGCAGAUCGAAGGCGGAGGAUUUGAUUACGAAGAAAUAAUGGCAGCUUUCGAUGAACUUUCGGCGAGUUUUGUAAUUUUUAAACGAAAAUUUGCCACAUUCUCUCAACGCCUGACCACAAAGGAUAUUAAUAUCCCCGAUCACUUUACUCAGUUUGUUCCGAGGUUUUUGAAAAAUGGGGAGGAUUACGACAAACUUCAAGAGGUGAUGCUGGAAGUCUCCUCCAUUUUAAAUGAGAUCAGAUUCGACAAAGAGUCGCUGCAACGUUUCCAUGUGAGGUGAGAUGCCCUUCAACGGGAAUAUGAUUUUGUGAAAUUAUUUUAACAAAUAUGUCGUUCUUUUAGCCAUCUGGUCAAACAUUUUACUUUAAUGUACGCUAAAUUUUAUUCUGUGGUUAACCUUCUGAACACUGUCAAAGAAUUAUGCGGAGACUGUGGCCACCAGCUGUUUAAAUCUCUGGUCAAAUUCUGGUCGAGGCUUGAGAAACUAUUGAAAAUUGUGAAGCAAAACCAGCCAGGACCAAUGGAACUAACUUUCGACAUAGGGAAUUUAAUGCUCAAAUCACAAUCAAUUUAUCGUUACUUUGAAAAGGCUAUGGAUAAGCCAUAUUUCACAAAACUUGCGUCGUUCCCUGAAUAUUUGGAAGGCAUUGGAAUCAAAGACGUAAGUGCCGAUUGAACUCCGUAAGCACUCUUUUUUAGCAAAUUGCGGCGAUUUCCAAAAUACGGAAUCAGUUAAACAAUGGAUGUCUGCCGCGUGACAAGACCGGCUUACUCAACCAUCUAAGGGGCUUUUCAGAUGUUGUGAACAGAGUUCUUGAUUACUCUAAAAAAGGAAGCAUCCUUUCUUCCACUUUCUUUUACGAAUUCUGCAUUUCGGCCGAACGGAUUCUAAAGAAAGGGUUCUUAAAUCCUAUUCCUAAUCAAGAAAAGGAUGCUGGAGAAGGUGCAGGUGAGAUUUCUGGAGAACCAUCUGGAAUGGGAGAAGGGACCGGGCAGACAGAUGUCGGCAAAGAUAUCGAGGAAACGGGGCAGGUAGAGGGACUCCAAGAUGACCCGGCAACCGACGAGAACGAUACCUCAGAGCCUAAUAAAGACGAAGCCGAGUCACCACUCGACAUGGACCAGGAAUUUGCUGCUGAUCUGGAAGAUCUUGAUGACGAAGAGGGUGGAGGAGGCAAGUAAAUUUCAGGAACCUUAUCUUUAUGCACUCCGUUACGAAAGUGUACCUAUUUUUGGGGUGGGCGAAUUCUCUAGUCACGAAGAAAGUAUUAUGGAGGAUAUAACACAAAAAAUUUUGCAAUUUUAUUCAUUUUUAGGGGUUUCAAUAAUGAGGGAUCCAAAAAUGAAAUUCGUUUUGCGCGUCACUGUAAAUUUUGAGAGUAAUUCGAAUUUUUUAUUCACAUCAUAUUUAACAACCAGCGUUACAACAUUGUCCGUACCACCCAAGAAAUUUUGCGUACUCGGUUAAUUUAUGCUCUAAACGAAACUUUGUACUUUAAGCAAGCUUAAGAUACCAUUAUGGUGUCCGCUAUUCUGGUUCCUGGAAGAGGAGCUAACAUAAAAUUUAACUUUUGUGGGAAGCAAGGAUAUGUAGCCACUCCUUUCCUACUAUUAAACGAUACGUUAUGAGGUCUAUGUGGCGACACAAAAGUUUAUAAACUGUCGGUGUUAUUUGAAAAAUUACCAUUCUGAUCACAAAUAGUGUCGAACAAAACAGUACAGACACCAUCACUUUUAAUCGGACAUGGCUACCCGGCCGGGCCUUGUGCACCUCGGGGCCCGGCCCGUGUUCAAAAUUUCCGAAGCCCGGCCGGGUUGCCACGUCUGCUUUUAUCAGUCUGUCGGGAAAAUAACGGCGGAUCGUCGCGCCUCGGAAUCGCCCAUCAUCGCUCUGCGACUGCAAGCCGCGGCUUGGGAUUUGGUGCGCGAUAGCGGCGAGGCGAGACAUUUUGCUGCGACGAUCCGCCGUUAUUUUCCCGACAGACUGAUAAUUGUCGCGCAAAAAAAAUUUAAACAUUUUGCAUCGUGCAUUGAAGGUUCAGUGUUGUGAAAAUUGGAACUUUGUAUCUUCCUUGGGUACCAAAGAGACCUGACAAGGGAAGUCGCUUUUUUCGCAGAACACGAAGCGUCUGCGAUCAUAAAACUGAUUUCCAAAAGUGUUUACGGGGCUUCUCGGCCGAGAAAAUCGACCGCAAAGUCUGGCCGAAAUGAGCGAAUAGCUUCCUCAAAAGAAGCAGCUUAUUUCAUCUGCAGUGGUGGCCGAGAGGUCAGUGCGCUCGCUUUUUGCGCCAGAAGACGUGAGUUCGACUUCGGCCGCCUGCGGACGCAUUUCUUUUGGCCAUUGAAAUGAAUAGCGAAAUGCCGUUAAUGUCGCAAAUGCUAACUAUUAGCAAUUUUUAAUAAAACACGAAUUUAGAAACUAUAUCUUCAUUAACCCAAUCCUGUUUUGACUUUACAGUAUUCAUGAACAUUCAGCUUUGAAUUUAUGUUUAAAUUAUUGUAAAAAAGUGAAUACAUUUUAUGUUUACUUACUAAAUCAAUAUUUACGAACCAAAAAAGAAAAUAAACUGCGCAGAGUGUCGAACCCGCCCCUUCUGGCGCAAAAAGCGAGCGCACUGACCACUCGGCCACCACUGCAGAUGAAAUAAGCUGCUUUUUUUUGAGGGGGCUAUUCGCUCAUUUCGGCUAAACUUUGCGGUCGAUUUUCUCGGCCGAGAAGCCCCGUAAACACUUUUGGAAAUCAGUUUUAUGAUCGCAGACACUUCACGUUUGAAACCUACUAGGUCCCGUUCCAAAGUCCGUCUGCGAAAAAAGUGACUUCCCUUGUGAAAGGAGACCAUUUGCCUCAGGGCAACAACGCAUCGAUACUUCAUUUUUUUAUUGUCGCGGACUAAAUAUUUAUUAUAUUAAAGAUGUGAAUAAUAAAUGUAUAAUUUUAGAUGAUGACAAGGAUGAUAAUGGAGGCGAAGAUGAUAAGGAACCUGAUUGGGAUAUGGGAGAUGUCAUGGAAGAGGAAGAGAAACAGAUUGACCCUAGGCUCUGGGACCAGGAGAAGAAAAAUCCGGAUAAUAUGGAUGACGAAGAACAAGGAGCCCAAGAAGAGACUGGGGAAACUGUUGCACAAGCCGAGGAAGCUUCCGGGAAGGGAUUGGAGCAAGAUGAGACGGUAGAGGAGGAUAAUGAGAACAGAGAGGAGAACCACGACGAAACAGAGAUGGAAAACGUCGACGCUGUAGAUUUGGAUGACGACGAAGACCCUCAGAAUGAAGGCGACGAAGAAAAUAUGGAGCUAGAUUCCACUGGUAAUGAGGAAGAGGCCCAAAAAGACGAAAUGGACAUAACUGAAACAGAGGACAUCGAUGAAACAGAAGAAGCGGAAAGUAAAGGUAAAGAUGACCAAAAGGAAAAGGAUGACAAAACUAAUAAAGACGGCGAACAGGCUCAGUCAAUUGAAACUGAUGGAAAAGGAACCGGACAGGCUGAAAAAAAUGUCCAAGAAACAAAUGAAUCUCUAGAGAAUCAAGGCGAAGAGGAGGGAUUAAACGAAGAAGAAGGAGAAUCUGGAGUUGAAGGAUACGAAAAACAAAAGAAGUAAGAAAGUAAUCGCGAAAAUACAAAGUUAUAGGGAGAAUGCGGGACCUAAUGAUGCAAUAAAAGAUAGCCAAGAUGUGGAGAUAAGCAAAGUACAUGAAGACGAGGAGGCCGAGCAAGUACAUCAAAGCCAGGUAGUCCAGGGGGAGGAGAACGAUGCGAUUGAUGAGACCCAGAAAACAUUUGCCGAGAAAUCAGAUGUUGAUCUCAGUUCUGCAGCGCACUAUGUAGGCGGUGUUAAUAAUCCUCGGUAUAUGUAUUUUUAGGUACAAAAAUCGACUACCGUAGAAAAAUCAAAAGAAAUGGCAUCCGAAAAGAUUAACAACGAGAUCCGCGAAGAAAAUCAAAAUAUGGGAGAAAGAACGAAGGAAUUCAAUGCCCAGUUAGAGCAACGACAUAUAUUGGAUACCUUUUAUUUGAAUACUACGGUUGAUGUGGGAACUGUAGGUCCCAAGAAUACUUCUUUUAUUCGUUGUUAUAGGUAAUCCGCGCUCAAGAUGCCAUUGAUUCCCUAAAAGAAUUCAUGGCUUGCCUUGACGGGGGAGAUGAAAAACAUCAGCUGGAAAAGAAAUGGCAGUUUAUUAGCCAAAGUGUUACUACCGACGCUUUCGAACUGGCUGAGGCUCUCAGAAUUUUGAUCGAACCAACAAAAGCCUCCAAAUUUCAGUUAGUUUUAAAAAAUUUUUAUAAGACGUUUUUAGGGGGGAUUAUCGAUCAGGAAAACGUCUUAAUAUGCGCCGAUUGAUCCCCUAUAUUGCCAGUAAUUAUCAAAAGAACAAAAUUUGGAUGAGAAGAACAAAGCCCGCCAAGCGAACGGUUCAUGUCUGCUUGGCAAUCGACGAUUCUUACAGUAUGAGAGAGAAUAUGAUGACUGAGGUAGGUAUCGCAAGCCGAAUAUUGCAUUUUCAGAUCACCUGUCAAACGGUAUGCCUUUUGGAAAAGUCAUUCAAACAACUGGAAAUCGGACAAGUCAGUAUUUGCAAGUUCGGAAUGGAUGUGGAAAUGUUGUGUGGAAGUGCCGAACUAAGUGAUAUGGAUGUGGUGGGACCCUCCCUCCUCAAGAACCUUCAAUUCUCUCAAACCAAAACUGAUUUACAAGCUUUACUGGUUAAGAUGGGGGAGUUCUUUGGAUCCUCACGACAAGUCUCAGAGGCCUCUCAUCAGUUGUUAAUCAUCAUCGGCGAUGGGCGAGGAGCUAUGGUGAAUGGAGCUGAACCCAUAAAGAAUCAAGUCCAACAUCUUGUGAACAAUGGAGUCACCACUUUGUACUUGAUUGUGGACAAUCCCACUUCUUCGGUGUUCUCGAUGAAGGUGGCCAACAGAGUUUCCGAGAAGAUGCAGCUCUCCAAUUACAUGGAUUUGUUUCCCUUUUCUUUCUACAGUGUUGUUCAGAAUGCGGCAGUGAUCCCUUUGGCCGUAUCCGAAGCUCUUAAGCAGUGGAUGGAUGCCCUGAUGUUGUAG
This is a messenger RNA of Bursaphelenchus xylophilus (pine wood nematode), 21783 nucleotides long. The record is from the annotation of a GenBank genome assembly. Lineage: Eukaryota; Metazoa; Nematoda; Chromadorea; Rhabditida; Aphelenchoididae.